Ananas comosus (pineapple) is the source of this 1699-nucleotide messenger RNA. RefSeq names its product sorting nexin 1. The transcript is spliced from 11 exons. Gene Ontology annotation, molecular function: phosphatidylinositol binding. Bases 146 to 1357 code for a protein of 403 amino acids. Gene Ontology annotation, cellular component: endosome. The record is from RefSeq and is a predicted model, not a curated record. NCBI's taxonomy places the organism in Eukaryota, Viridiplantae, Streptophyta, Magnoliopsida, Poales, Bromeliaceae.
AUCCCAUCCCGUUGAACACUUUGUCCGACAGUUGCAAUUUACAGCUCCGCCCUCUUCUGUCUCUCUCGCUCUCUCUCCCUCUGUUCUCUUCCGGCAAAUCGUCCGAGUCUCCUCUUCGCCGGAACAGCGACCGCGAGAAACGCCCAUGAUUUCCACGGAGAGGAGCCCGUUCGGGCCUUCGGGGCAGAACCCCCGAUCGCCCUCGGAGAAUCCGUUUCUCACCAUCUCCGUUACGGAUCCCGUCAAGCUGGGAAACAGCGUUCAAUCCUACAUCUCCUAUCGCGUCAUCACCAAGACUAAUCUACCUGAAUUUGAAGACUCAGAGAAAAUUGUUAUUCGCCGUUACAGUGAUUUCGAGUGGUUACAUGAUAGGCUUGCUGAGAAGUACAAAGGCUUUUUUAUUCCCCCUCUUCCUGAGAAGAGCACUGUAGAGAAAUUCCGCUUUAGUGCUGAGUUCAUUGAGACGAGGCGUCAAGCUUUGGACAUGUUUAUUAAUCGAGUAGCUUCACACCCUGAGCUUAGGAAAAGUGAGGAUUUGAAGAUCUUUCUGCAAGAAGAUGAAGAGAAAAUGGAGAGGAUAAGAACUCUUGAGAUUGGCUAUUUCAAGAAGAAACCUGCUGAUUUGAUACAAAUAUUUAAGGAUGUAGGAUCAAAGGUGAGUGAUGUAGUUUUGGGGAAGGAAAAGCCCAUGGAAGAAUCUACUCCUGAAUAUGAGAAGCUUAAGCAUUACAUCUUUGAACUUGAAGAUCAUCUGGCUGAGGCACAAAAACAGGCUUUUCGCCUUGUGAAGAGGCACCGAGAGCUUGGACAAUCUUUAUCCGACUUUGGGAAGGCAAUUAAGCUAUUGGGUUCUUGCGAAGGUGAUUCCCUUGGAAAAGUGUUUUCUGAGCUUGGUUCUAAGUCAGAGUUGUUAUCAAUCAAACUACAAAAGGAGGCUCACAACCUUUUGAUGAACUUCGAAGAACCAUUAAAAGAUUAUGUACGAGCUGUGCAGUCCAUCAAGGCUACUAUGGCAGAUAGAGCCAAUGCUUUCAGACAGCAAUGCGAGUUGGCUGAGACAGUCAAGCUGAAGAUGAUUAAUAUCGAAAAAUUAGCUCUUAUGCAUUCUGAAAAGCAUGGAGAAGCAGAAAUGGAAUACAAGGAGUUGAAAGCCGAGAGUGAGGAGGCAACUAGGAGAUUUGAGAAUAUAGUUAAAUUGAUGAAUGAGGAGCUAGUUCGUUUCCAAGAACAAAAAACUGCAGAUAUGGGCCUCGCGUUCCAUGAAUUUGCAAAGGGGCAAGCGAAGCUUGCUAAUGAUAUAGCUGACGCGUGGCGAAACAUCCUGCCAAAGCUGGAAGCUUGUUCUUCUUCAUCAUAGUGUUGUAAACUAUCAAACAAUAGUGGUUCUUUCUUGUUAUACUACUGCAGGAUUUUGAAAACUUUGUUCAUUGUUAUUUGUGUAUACUCAAGAAUGCUUUUGUUGACUGUGUUACCUAGGAAGAGGGGGAAAAAAUAAUAAUAAAAAAAGGUAACCCACAAUUUACUCCUACGUGGUUUGGCACAUUUUAACUAAGUCAUCUCGUGGUUUACAGGAUUGCAGUUAGGUUUCUUAUGAGUUUAUUUUGGUUUUACUUUUAUUUCGGUUUUACUUUUAUCAUAGAGACUUGUGAUUAAAAUAGGUAAUGAAGGGAUACUCUUCGCUAGCCAUACGAUUGUAGAA